CUCUCCUCAGAAAAAGAUCGCUCGACGAUCUUAGUCCUACGUAACCUUCGUCGUUCCGAAUCUCUGUUGUCCCGAGCUGAGGAGGUGUCUCUUUUGUUAUUCUCCUCUUCACACCUCCUGCUUCCACUGGGUCUCUGAAACAUCGCAACAAUUCAGGCCCCCAACUGCGUGGUCGCUGUGCUACCCUCCGCGCCCUAGACACCCCUCGAAACCGCUCGACAAGCAACCAUGGCCGCGGAGCAUACAAUCACGCAGGCUCUAUUAGAGUGGAUCAACAGCUUCGCUCUAGGAAAGACGAUUCGCACAACAGAGGAGCUUUCCGAUGGAACCAUUAUCUGGGAGAUCCUACAGGAUAUCGACCCGCAGUACUUCCUCGAUGAGAUUCCUCAACGAGCUCCGUCCGACCACUGGCUAUCCAAAUGGCAGAAUCUAAAACAUAUCCACAAAUUGCUCGUCAAUUAUAUCCGUCAGCAGCCUGACGGCAUGCCAUCGGGCCUAGAUCCGAACCCCAACCUCGAACUUGUCGCCGAGAAGAAUUCCGAGAAAGAAGCUAACAAGCUCCUGAAAUUGCUCUUGAUCGGAGCCAUCCGUUCUCCCAACGCGCCGACCUAUGUCGAAACCCUGCAGACUCUAAGCACCCCGACCCAAGAGACCCUCAAAAACAUUUUCGAGGAGGCACAAAACGGACAACAUGAAGCCACUGACGGCGAGGAUGACAUCAAGGAGGAGCGAGAGCUACCCGUCGACCCGGAACUACAAUUUGAGGAACGAGUCGGAAAGGUACUGGCGGAGAAUAACCGCAUGGCUCGGGAGAAAAAGGAUAUGCAGAAGCAGAUUGACGAUAUGCAUGACCGCUUGGCCCGCCUCCAGGAGAACAACGACACCUUGCAGAGCCGCUUGGCGUCCACUGAGGAUCGGCUCGUCAACUUGCGGUCCGGUAAGGGUGAUCUUGGACUCAAUGCGAAGGCUCUCGAAUCCAAGUCCCGUCAACAAGAAGAUAUAAUCGCAACUCAGGAAGCCAGGCUAGCUACAGCUCAAGAUGAGAUUGACAGUCUGCGAAUGACUGUCGAAUCGUUACGGGUCAAGAACCAACGUUUCCAAAAACUGCAAGAUGACUAUGAUGAGCUGAAGACUGAACGAGACCAGCUGGCCCGGAAAGCGAAUGCAGCCGAGAAGUAUCGCCAAAAGUUACAAGCGAGCCAAGACUUCGAGAAGGAAAAUCAGUCCUUGAGGAAUCAAAUCAAAGAUCUCCAGCAACAACUCAAGGAGACAGAUUCGCAGCAGAAGUGGAACUCUGAACGCGAAGUAGAGCUUGAGGAGUACAGGAGAGUCUUGCCUCGCAUAGAGCAGGAGUGCAGUGAGAUUCAGAACCUUAAGAAGCAGCUGGAGUUCAAUAACCAUGCACUCACUGAGCGUCUCAGCAACGCCGAAGAGCAACGCGAGCGCGAUGAUGCCUUGAUCAGCGAACUGAGAGAGCGAAUUCGGGAGUUGGAAGGGUCCCCCGGCAGUCCAUCUCUGACGCCGGGAGCAGAGACACUAAAGCUAGAGGGGACCUUGCAGAAAGAUUUUGAGGCUAUCGGUGUGAAGGAAUCUCAACUGAAAUCUGAAAACGAGGACCUCAAGAAGGAAGAGGAAUCGCUAAGGGGUCCCUCAGCAUCGAUUCUCGAAGGCUUCUCUGAUACAUACAGUGAAACCCUCCAGCAAGCUCGCGCCAACUCAACGCAGAGUGAUGAGUACUGGAAGUUGUACGAUCAGUUCACAUCAGCACUCAAGAGGCUGGCAGAAGCUCAGGACUCUCUUGACGUGACCAAACGCUCUUUGGGCGAUGCCAUGGCAGAAGUUGAACUCGCCAGCGACGAAAAAAUUGAUCUCAUAGCGGAAAUUAAGUCACACAACGCAACGGAGUUGAGCAGACUUCGCGACGAGUGGGAUGAAGUCAUGCGCAAGCUCAACAACCUCCAAGCUGAACUUGAUUCGACUCAUACUUUGGUGCAGGUAACCUGCGCUGAGCGCGACGACCUUCGAAACCUUCUUGAGAAGAAGCAAGCAGAGUUCCGCGCAGAGGAUCAGGAAGCAGCGGAGGAGAUGAAGAAAUUGCUUGCAGAACUCCUAGCGCAGGAAGAGGGAGAUGACUCAGAAGCUGCACAAAAGUCCGCCGUGGAAUUGACACGGCAAGUUGCUGCGCAGAUCGAGAAGAAUCUAGAAAGACUAGCCAAGCGCGCAGAGUACAUUCACCAACAAAAUGAGCAUAUCAAAUUCCUCCAGGAGCGCAUAAGGCAGCUCGAGGAUGAUACAGACACUGGAAUAAGCAAAGAACGUGAGCUUGAGCUUCAGAAGACAAUUGAUGCCCAAGCUCGGGAGCUUUUCCUCAUGAGCUCGUCGUGGUAUGAUUUACAGAGCCGACUGCAAAACAACAAUGUCACUAUGUCUAGAUAUCGCCACGGAACUUUGGCUGAUGCACAAAAGGGUUGGUUGGCCAAACAAAGAAGCGUGGUCGCUGGUCGAUAGAGCUGAGCUUUCUGUAUGUAUGUCAUGACACCACCCUUUUCUCAUCUUCCCGAUUGCUUGCUUCCACGUCUAUUUCCUUAUCCCAUUUACCUCAAGCCUCCAAUGUAUUUGUAAUUUCUUGGGAGGUGUCGCAUAUUAUACCUCCUCUACAUAAAGAGCUUCCUUUUACGCACAUGGUUAUACAAGACCAUUGUGAAUAGACUUUGUUGUGGAUGUGCGAGAUCGCGAUUAUUACGACC
This is a messenger RNA of Aspergillus homomorphus CBS 101889, 2747 nucleotides long. Its product is annotated as putative microtubule binding protein HOOK3. Gene Ontology annotation, biological process: cytoskeleton-dependent intracellular transport; cytoplasmic microtubule organization. The transcript is spliced from 7 exons. Gene Ontology annotation, molecular function: dynein light intermediate chain binding; microtubule binding. Lineage: Eukaryota; Fungi; Ascomycota; Eurotiomycetes; Eurotiales; Aspergillaceae. Gene Ontology annotation, cellular component: cytoplasm; centrosome. The record is from RefSeq and is a predicted model, not a curated record. Bases 229 to 2508 code for a protein of 759 amino acids.